UAUUAAUUACUUAAACUGUGGGAAUUUUAUUUGUGUAUUGUACAUCGCAAAACUUUUGAAUGAACAUCGUCGCUAGGAUUUUGACAUGACAUGUGAACUUCUGGGAAAUUUUAUUUCACAUUAAUUACUGAUUGAGAGAAGUGUCUUUUUUUAUAUAUUAUAACAGACAAAAGAAAAUAACUGAGAACGCUUAUUAACUAUAAAACAUAGAUAUCAACUCUAAAUUGUUGCGAAUAUUCAUUUUUUUCUCACUUAAGCAAUAUGAAGGAAGAGGGUGGUAAGGAGGAUUUAGCUGAUCCAGUUGGCUUUUUAAAGGAUUUUGCUGCUGGUGGCAUAUCUGCAGCUAUAUCCAAAACGGUUGUGGCGCCAAUCGAGCGUGUAAAACUGUUGCUGCAAGUGCAAGCAAUUUCUAAGCAGAUAAAACCUGAAGAUAAAUAUAAAGGAAUUGUAGAUUGCUUUAUACGAAUCCCUAAAGAACAAGGCGUGGCGUCUUUUUGGCGUGGUAAUCUUGCCAACGUCCUAAGAUAUUUCCCAACACAAGCACUAAAUUUUGCUUUCAAGGAUAAAUAUCAGCAGAUAUUUUUGGGUGGAGUAGACAAACAUACCCAAUUUUGGCGUUACUUUGCCGGUAAUUUAGCAUCAGGUGGUGCAGCUGGUGCCACAUCUUUAUUUUUUGUCUAUCCCCUAGAUUUUGCUCGUACUCGUUUGGCUGUAGAUGUUGGAAAGGAAGGUAACCGACAAUUCACAGGCCUUAUCGAUUGUAUAGUAAAAAUUUUUAAAACUGAUGGUUUUAUGGGGCUAUAUCGCGGUUUCAAUGUCUCUGUUCAGGGUAUAAUUAUUUACAGAGCCGCUUAUUUUGGUUGUUAUGAUACCGUACGUGACUACAUGCCAAAGGAUCAAAAGGUCUACAUCAAAUUUCUUGUUGCAGAACUUGUAACGACACUUGCUGGUAUUGUCUCUUAUCCACUCGAUACUGUACGUCGUCGUAUGAUGAUGCAAUCGGGUAUUCCAAUGGAAGAGCGACAGUAUAAAAAUACUGCUCAUUGUUGGGUUCAAAUCUUCAAACAGGAGGGAUUCGGCGCUUUCUUCAAAGGAGCGUUUUCCAAUGUUCUCCGAGGAACAGGGGCUGCGCUGGUACUUGUACUUUAUGAUGAAAUAAAAAAAUUUCUUUAAAUAUAAUUUUUGUACAAGAGAAAAAGG
Molecule: messenger RNA, 1200 nt
Organism: Teleopsis dalmanni
Lineage: Eukaryota; Metazoa; Arthropoda; Insecta; Diptera; Diopsidae
Product: ADP,ATP carrier protein-like
Exons: 4
Coding region: 262-1173 (303 amino acids)
Biological process (GO): mitochondrial ATP transmembrane transport; mitochondrial ADP transmembrane transport
Cellular component (GO): mitochondrial inner membrane
Molecular function (GO): ATP:ADP antiporter activity
Source: RefSeq, a predicted model, not a curated record